Molecule: messenger RNA, 315 nt
Organism: Porites evermanni
Lineage: Eukaryota; Metazoa; Cnidaria; Anthozoa; Scleractinia; Poritidae
Source: the annotation of a GenBank genome assembly
AAGUUACGAAAAUUUCACAAUAGCUGCGAGAGCAAUUUUCGUGCCUUAGAAACACUGGGAGUCCAGACAGAUUCAUAUGGAAGUCUGCUAAUCCAAAUACUACUAAAGAAAUUACCAGAACAAUUACAUUAUACAAUAUUAAGAACAAAUCCUCUCACAGAUUGUUCCCUAAAUGAUUUACCAACAGCACUUUGUCAUGAAAUAGACACAAGGGAAAAAAGUCAACUUACGCAAGAAAACGACAGAAGCUCAGAUGUUAAGACGUUCUCGUACCCACAGUUGGCGCCUUACUCACAAACACUCAACCGCGCCUAA